Penicillium manginii is the source of this 1179-nucleotide messenger RNA. RefSeq lists its product as uncharacterized. The record is from RefSeq and is a predicted model, not a curated record. The coding region runs from base 1 to 1179 and encodes 392 amino acids. NCBI's taxonomy places the organism in Eukaryota, Fungi, Ascomycota, Eurotiomycetes, Eurotiales, Aspergillaceae. The transcript is spliced from 2 exons.
AUGGUAACCAACAUGGCCACCACGCGCGAACGCGACGUCGAAACCGAAACCGAAACCGAAACUACCUUCCACCCAGCACGCAUAACUCCCCAAACCUUCCAAACACUCCUAGACCGCUACAGCACCACAGCCCGGAAUGUCCAACGCCGCAAAGCAAUGCUAAAACAGCAGCCGAAGGAUUCCAAGAAGCGCAAGACUAGCUCCCCGCCUCUCACUAAAACGAACUUUGAUCCCGCCGAGGAACGCAGUAUACAAGAUGAAGUGGAGAAGUAUCUCGAUCUUGACCGAAUGCGCUACGAGACGUUGCCAGGAACAGUCUGGCGGAGGGAGGACGAAGAAGGCCAAGGCCAAGGCCCGCGUUUCACUAAGGAGGAACUAGUCCGGAUAAUGGAGUGGAAGACCAAACACGGUCGUCCCCGGCCCGCCCUCCUCGGAAUGAUAAGGUCCAAUCCGGAGAAAUUGGCGCUGAAAUGUACAUCGGCGGCCAUGGCGGCCUUGCCCGUUGCCCACAGCACCACAGAGGAUGAGGAUGAAGAUGAUGACUUUCCCAAACAAAGUAUGGACGACCUAAGUCCCCUCCGUGGUGUCGGACCCGCGACCGCAUCCUUGAUUCUGUCUAUCGCGACUACGGGCGAAUCCGAUCGCGUUCAGGUCCCGUUCUUCAGUGAUGACACUUAUCUCUGGCUCUGUGUUGGGGAAUAUCCCGAGUCAACCGCGUCCUCGGAGACGGUGCGGGUUAUUCGUGGUGGGAGUGGUGGGAGCGGCAAGGGUCCUGGUUCGAAGUUCGUGAAGCCGAAUGGCGAGUUGAGUCUGAAGUAUAAUGUUGCAGAGUAUCGGGAGCUUUGGAAGGCUUGUGUGGAGUUGCGGGAGAGGUUUGCUGGUGCUGGUGCCGGAGACACGGUCUCCAUGGUCGAUAUUGAGAAAGUCGCCUACGUGCUGAGGAAUAUCGCUGUCUCGGGGUUCUACGCUGAUAUUGAUGUGCAGGAGGUUCUCCACAUGACGGUUGAGCAGGCGGAUGCUCUUUCGGCUCGGCUUGCGGGCCGAGAAGACGUGAAGGGAGAAUGUGAGGGUGGUGACGGCGCUCUGUCGCAGGAGGAGAAUAAGAGCGAGAGCGAGGACAAGGACAAGGGCAAGGAUGAAAGGGCUUCGAGGAAGAGCAAGAGGGCUAAGAAGGCUUAG